Rubroshorea leprosula is the source of this 1398-nucleotide messenger RNA. The record is from the annotation of a GenBank genome assembly. Lineage: Eukaryota; Viridiplantae; Streptophyta; Magnoliopsida; Malvales; Dipterocarpaceae.
AUAUCCAUCCUUGCCUUCAAGUUGUCCUUUGUCAAUGGGUCAUCCAUAACGGUGUGAAAUAUAUUACCAAAAAGUUUGGUAUUGGGAUCUAUUGAAUUUGCAACAGCUUGCAGAUGGUGAUAAAAAUGGAAAAACCACCUAUACCAGACUUGCAGCUUCAGAAUUUCCAAGUUCGAAAAGCAGUACAGCAGCAAUUAAUUGGUGCCAUCAGAGGCUUAGUGGGUUUACUUCUGUUUGCCCUUGCCGUGUUUGUAACAUUGAGGCAGAGAAAGAGAACAGUCAAAAUUGUAAAAGCAGUAGAAGAUUUUCUGAUGGUAUUUGGAUACAGAGAUUUGCAAAAUGCCACAAAGAAUUUCUCUGAAAAACUGGGAGGGGGAGGUUUUGGUUCUGUUUUCAAAGGGACAUUACCAGACUCAACUGUCAUAGCUGUCAAGAAGCUUGAGAGCAUCAGUCAGGGGGAGAAGCAGUUUCGAGCAGAAGUCAGCACAAUUGGGACAAUCCAGCAUGUUAAUCUUGUUCGGCUUCGAGGGUUCUGCUCUGAAGGUACAAUGAAGUUGUUGGUCUAUGAUUACAUGCCAAAUGGUUCUUUAGAUACCCAUCUUUUCCACGAGAAGGAUUCAAAGGUUCUGGACUGGGAAAGAAGGUACAAAAUUGCGCUAGGAACAGCUAGAGGUUUGGUUUAUCUGCAUGAAAAGUGCAGAGAUUGCAUCAUUCACUGUGACAUAAAGCCAGAGAACAUUCUUUUGGAUGCACAGUUCUGUCCAAAAAUUGCAGAUUUUGGCCUGGCAAAGGUUGUUGGCCGGGACUUCAGCAGGGUCCUUACAACCAUGAGAGGGACAAGAGGCUAUUUGGCACCAGGGUGGAUUUCAGGAGUAGCCAUAACAGCCAAGGCAGAUGUUUACAGCUACGGGAUGAUGCUUUUCGAGUUUGUAUCAGGAACGAGAAACUUUGAACAUACUGCAGAUGGGAAAGUUCGUUUCUUCCCAACUUGGGCUGCAAGCAUAGUGUCUCAAGGGUACGAUGUCCUUAGGCUGUUAGACCCCAGGUUGGAUGGCAACGCCAAUGUAGAAGAGCUAUCAAGAAUCUGCAAAGUGGCAUGCUGGUGCAUCCAAGAUGAUGAAACUCACAGGCCGUCCAUGGGGUAGAUUGUUCAGAAGCUUGAGGGGAUUUUGGAUGUGAACCUGCCCCCAAUUCCGAGAUCUCUACAAGUAUUUGUAGACAACCAAGAACACAUAAUUUUCUUCACUGAAUCAUCCUCAAGCCAGAGUUCCCAGAAGCGUAGCAAUGCUUCAACUGCUUCUUCUCAGACCAACAGCGCCACAUCCUCAAUGAAUCCGUAAAUCGUGAAAAUGAAUUGACCAAAAAAAGGUAUCUGGAACGUUUAGAUUUCAUUUGCUA